Clunio marinus is the source of this 477-nucleotide messenger RNA. Lineage: Eukaryota; Metazoa; Arthropoda; Insecta; Diptera; Chironomidae. The record is from the annotation of a GenBank genome assembly.
AUGAGAAAAAAGGGGACGACGACGACAAAUAGUGCUUGCGUACUUCUGCCUUCUAACAUUCCGAAAUGCUUUGGUGAACAUGGAAACAUAAAAAUAAAAUAUAUAGCCGUCUAUAUAGCAAAUCGUUUCGUUUGCGAUGCUUUGAAUGGGAUGACAACAAAAUAUUUUCUUUAUAUUUUACAUGACAAACUGAAAGUAUAUGUGUCAGUUCUGUUGGCUUUUGUUGAAUUUUACUCGCCUCACCAGCCUCAUGCCAAUUCCGCCAACAUAAAUAAAAGAAAUCAACAGAAAAAGGACAAAGUUACAAAAAGCAUCUACAUUGAUACGAUUUUUUUUGAAGUAAUCUCCAUUGAUGUUAUGAGUGAUCAAAAUGAGAAAAUGAAUAAAAGAAUAUAUGGUUUAUUUGAAGUCACUAAACCUGAUUGCAACCCUUUCUUACUCGCUAAAUGUGAACGAAAAAUGAAAAAAAAACUCUAA